This is a messenger RNA of Purpureocillium takamizusanense, 2118 nucleotides long. Its product is annotated as Ubiquitinyl hydrolase 1. The record is from RefSeq and is a predicted model, not a curated record. The transcript has 3 exons. Gene Ontology annotation, biological process: intracellular protein transport; vesicle-mediated transport. Gene Ontology annotation, cellular component: cytoplasm. Gene Ontology annotation, molecular function: GTP binding; GTPase activity. Lineage: Eukaryota; Fungi; Ascomycota; Sordariomycetes; Hypocreales; Ophiocordycipitaceae. The coding region runs from base 1 to 2118 and encodes 705 amino acids.
AUGAGUGGACUCGUCACCCGCGGCACGGCUCUCGCGAAAUGGCUCCUGCCCGCAACGCUCUCCCGUCGCGGGCCCGAGCGCCGCGGUAUGCUGGUCGGCCUCGACGCCGCCGGCAAGACGACGCUGCUGUACCGCUGGAAGCUGGGCGAGACGGUCACGACGAUCCCCACCGUGGGCUUCAACGUCGAGACCGUCUCCCGCGACGGUGGAUUCUUCGACCUUGUCCUGUGGGACAUUGGAGGAGGAGAUAGGAUCCGCCCUCUGUUCCGACACUACAUCCCCUCGACAGAAUACAUCAUCUUCAUCCACGACUGCGCGGACCACGAGCGCCGCGACGAGCAGCUCGACGAGUUCAACCGCGUGGCGCAGACUCUCGCCGACGCGGACGGGCGCUUCAUCUGUGUCAUCUUCAACAAGCAGGACCUCCUGCCCCCUGCCAAAAGACGCCGACACGUCGCCGACCUCGCAAGGCGCUACGAGGAGAAAGCCGCCACGUACGCCGGGAAGCUCGCCGUCGACGUCCUGAACCUGCCGGGGCUGAGCGCCACGAAGAGCUCCGACGCGGACUUGCACGUCGUCCUGGACCAUGUGCAGGAGACGCUGCGGCACGGGCCUAAGCCGAGAGCAGCAGCAGUAGCAGCCAGCGCGGUCGAGUCGCGACUCGUGGUUAAGGUCCCCCGUCCAGACGUGGAUGACUUGAAGAGAGAGGCGCAGCGGAUGGUCGAUGCGGAUGGCUUGUCGGCGGAUGAGUUUUGGCAGGCGCUCGAGCGAGGUGACUUGCAGGACACCAUGACAAUCUUCUGGCUCCUCCAACUCCACCUCUCGGCAGCCAAGUACGUCCGGGAAACAAAACUCGACAGGCCGCUCAGACGCGAGGACUUUGCCAGCGUGCUGCUCCAUGCCCCCGAGUUGUCCGACCCCGGCCUGUGGAGGGACUAUUUCUCCCGGGAUAGACUCUUCUCGCCCGACGCCCACGAGCGUUGGCUCUUUCCAGACCUGCAGUCCCUGCCGCCCAUCUCCGCAAUGCCCUUUAGUACCAGCGCAGCGACGCCCAUGUGUCUCCAUGAGGAACCCGACGAGAGUGAUAGGCUCGUGAGCUUUGCCCUCGCCGUCGCGCAAAAGCAACGACAGCCGAUAGGCACCGAGGAGUAUCGAGGCGGCAGCGGUGAUGCUCUCGGGCACGCGCUCGCCGCUCUGCAGUCGUCCAUCAUGCGCGCUCGCACGACGGACCGUACCAUCGCGCCGUACUCGGCAACCAAGGCGCACUUUUGGAUCCAGUUUGUGCGCGCGUGCCUCGGCGGCGUCGUCAUGCCGCCCAGCGAAGGUACCGAGGACACCAGAAGGAGUCUCAACCCCGCCAUCGGACUUGCACACGGCGGGGGCGCGGAAAUCGAGCUCGACGAGUUCAGGGACAUAUUUGGGAUCACGGGCGAAGAGUGGCGCGGGUACUACUCGCGCGUCGUGUGGGAGGGCGUGCCCGCGCGCGUGGCGUUUGCGAAGCCGGACCUGAAGCCGCUGCCGCACGCCCUGGCGGUGAAGACGGCGCCGCGGAGUAGUAGCAUGGCGAGUGCGCAGCAGCCGACUCUGAGGGCCGCGAAAAAUUUCAUCGAGAGUCUGGAUCCAAGUCAUGGGGGGUCUGGUACGCAUGACGUUGCCGCAGCAGACAUAGCCAGCGAUGAUGAGGCCCAGCCGCCCUCCCGUUCGGAAGACGACCUCGCCCUCAUGGCCGCCGCGGUGAUUGACGAGGCCGAGAUCAUCGCGCUGGAAGACACCGAGGGCUCUUUGGUCAAGGGCAACAGCCACGCCAGGAUGCUGCUGCGCCUUUAUCGCGUCCUCGCGGCGGAGGAGACGUCGGACGAGGGCGCCAUGGCCGCCGCGCUGCAGGUUCCCUGCCCGGGCGUCGACGGCGUGACGCAGAGGACGUUCUGGGCUAGGCGGUUGCACUCCGCGUGGAUGGGCUGUGAUGGGCGUCUGGGGUCGUUUGAAGAGUUUGUAGACGCGAACAGGGAGCUGGCGGACGAGGAGCUGCCGCUGGCGGUGUAUUCGCACUCGCUGUGGGCGGGCGAGGAGGCGCGGAGGAGGUUUAUCGAAGCGGAUCGCAGGCCACUAGCGAGUUGA